Dioscorea cayenensis subsp. rotundata (Guinea yam) is the source of this 1351-nucleotide messenger RNA. RefSeq names its product probable E3 ubiquitin-protein ligase RHB1A. The record is from RefSeq and is a predicted model, not a curated record. The coding region runs from base 229 to 855 and encodes 208 amino acids. Gene Ontology annotation, molecular function: ubiquitin-protein transferase activity. Lineage: Eukaryota; Viridiplantae; Streptophyta; Magnoliopsida; Dioscoreales; Dioscoreaceae. The transcript is spliced from 5 exons.
CAAAUCACUCCCGUUUGCUCUCCGCGUUUCUCAUUUCGCUCUGAAGAAGAAGAAGAAGAAGAAGAAGAAGAGUGAAACCCUCGAUUUCGGUUCCUCUCUUGCUCUCGAUCGGAGCGUGAGAAGAGGCCCGUGGCUCGGUCUCGGCUGUUCUUCCGAUAAUGGUGAAUAAUGUGCCUCUAUUCCCUAGAUCUAUCAGACUACAAAAUUGAAGAAUCAACAUAGAAGAAAAUGGGCUGCUGCUGUUCCAGAAGGGCAGAGAUAAAUAGGGCACCAAUUUACGUAUAUUGUCCUCAAACAUCAGAUGGCGGGCCCUUAUCUUCUGCAAAUGGCCCGGCCUCUUCUGUUCCUGCCAGUGUACUUGUUGAUACAAAUCUGGAUACAUCAAUUCCAGACACUUUCCGGGCACCUCCUGCUCCAUUGCCCUAUGAUGUGGGUUUGACACAUGCACAAACUUUGCCUUCCAGUUUUGGCAACUCUGGAAACAAGACUGAUCAUGUACAACCGGCAGAUUCACUGUCCCUUGGAGAAGCCGUAAGUGGCGGUACAUCUGAAGGUUUGGCUACUGCUGAGAGUUUGAAAGGGUCUGUCCUGAAGAGUACAUCUGAUGAUGCACAUGACUCUGCUAAGAUAGCUGAAGAUGAACCAUCAAAAUUCUGUGAACCUGUGUCUUCAGCUGUGGAUGAGGAAGAUGUUUGUCCCAUUUGUCUGGAAGAGUAUGAUUUAGAGAAUCCUCGAAUUCUCACAAAAUGUGAACACCAUUAUCACCUAGCAUGCAUUCUUGAGUGGAUGGAGAGAAGUGAUACUUGUCCUGUGUGUGACCAGAUUAUGGUGUUUGACCAGACCCUAUAUGAGUAGCGGUAAACGUGAGUCAGAAAGCGACCACACUAUAUGGAGAGUACCAAUACUUAUUUGUGUGAUUUAGCAACUGGUCAUCUGAUAAAAAUUUCAUGGUAUCAUGUCGAUCAUCAGACUGAAAUUUUGAAUGUGUAAAUUGUGGGUCAAAUUCUUUUGAACUACACAGAGGGUAGGGGUGAAAACCUGAAUUUGAUUGAAUACAUAUGCUUUCUUUAAAGCUGUUACUGUAAAGCCUUAUAGUUCCAUGUAUAGAUUUGGUUGGCAGAUAAACAUCCAGGAAAGGAAAAAGAUGUAAGGCGAACAAUUUUUGUACCUUGUUGCUCAGGGUUCAGAAUGAUGGAUUUCUUCUUCCUGGUUGAGGUAGUUGAGUUGAUAUGUUUGAGCUUUUUCUGUUUUGUACAGUGUUAAUAGGGAUGCUUGGUGCCAUGUAUUAUAUAAUGGAACACUGCUUUAUUGGUUUGGACAAUUAGAAAAGAAGCAUUCACUUGUUUCAUAA